Penicillium soppii is the source of this 546-nucleotide messenger RNA. RefSeq lists its product as uncharacterized. The transcript has 2 exons. Bases 1 to 546 code for a protein of 181 amino acids. Lineage: Eukaryota; Fungi; Ascomycota; Eurotiomycetes; Eurotiales; Aspergillaceae. The record is from RefSeq and is a predicted model, not a curated record.
AUGCCAACGAUGUCGACAGAACAGCCUGUCUUUCCUGCCAUUUCAAGCCCUAGUGCUUCUGCGAAAGACCCAACCCCAACCCGCUUGCACACCGUGCGAAUUCUGCUUUCUAACGGUAGAGCUCAUCCUAUAGAAGAUAUCGAAAAAAAUGGCCUCCAUGAUGUGGUUCUUGCUGCCGUUCCUCUUCCAAGGCUUCGCUCUGAGAGCCAAGCCCAGGACGACCACGGCAAUACGAAUGAGGCAAUACAAGUGGACAUUGCGGUGUGCGAGGCCGGUAUGUCACGGGUUCGGGAGAUAUAUGGGACGACAUCAUUCGUUCCAUUGAGCAGCGAUGAUCCGGUUGUCUCACAACAAAAGGCAAAGGAUCCUACCUUAAAGAGACUUCUUUGCUACCAGGAGUUGCAUGCCGCGUACCUACGGGAAUAUGCUAGGUUGGAUCAUGCAAGAGCUCUUGGACCUGUUUUCGAGUGGUUUGAGAAUUGUCUCGAUCAUAUGUGUGACCUCCUCGAGCCAAUAUGGUCACAGAGAGACUAUCUUUCGGGCUAG